AUGGGCUUCACCAAGAGCUCUCUAAUCUCGGCCGCCUUGCUGGCGAGCCAGGCUACGGCCACCCUCCAGCCCAUUGUUAUGAAGGGGUCCAAGUUCUUCUACGAGAACGGCACCCAGUUCUACAUGAAGGGUAUUGCAUACCAGCAAGCUGUUGGCGCCGCUGGUGCCGCCACUACUUCAAAAACUUUCAUCGACCCAUUGGCGGACGAGAAGGCUUGCAAGCGUGAUGUGCCCAACAUGCAAAAGGCCGGCACCAACACAAUCCGUGUUUACCAGAUUGACCCUACUGCCGACCACAGCGCCUGCAUGAAGUUGCUCGACGAUGCUGGCAUCUAUGUCAUCGCCGAUCUGGGAGAGCCAGCCACCUCGAUCGACCGUGAAGCCCCGGAGUGGAACGUCAAACUCUACGAUCGCUACAAGUCCGUUGUCGACGAGCUCGCCAAGUACACCAACACGAUCGGAUUCUUCUCUGGUAACGAGGUCACCAACCAGAAGAACAACACCAUGGCAUCUGCCUACGUCAAGGCCGCCACCCGUGACACCAAGAAGCACAUCAAGGAAAAGGGUUACAGGUGGAUGGGUGUCGGUUACGCAACCAACGACGACGAGGCGAUCCGCGACCCUCUUGCCGCCUACUUCAACUGUGGCGAUGUCGAUUCCGCCAUCGACUUCUGGGGAUACAACAUCUACUCUUGGUGUGGUGACAGCGACUUCACCAAGUCGCAGUACGACAAGCACAUCAAGAACUUUGCCAGCUACUCGGUCCCCGUUUUCCUGGCCGAGUACGGAUGCAUUGAUGGUAUUGGCGGUGCUGAAGGCCGCAAGUGGAGCGAAACCACGGCCCUCUACUCGGACAGGAUGACGGGAACCUUCUCUGGUGGUAUUGUGUACAUGUACUUCCAGGAGGACAACGACUACGGUUUGUUCAAGGCUAGCUCCAACGGCGGUGGCAGCACCAUGAAGAACUUUGAUGCUCUCGUCAAUGUUAUGAAGGAUGUCAACCCCAAGACGGUCGAGAUGAGCUCGUACACAUCGAACAACAAGCCCCUUGCAUGCCCCGGCAUCAAGGAGAACUGGCUCGCCGCCGAGGCCCUGCCCCCUACUCCCGACAAGUCCGUGUGCGAGUGCAUGACCAAGUCUGCCACUUGUGCCCCCUCGAGCAGCGCGACCGAGAAGGACUAUGGCGAGAUUUUCAACUUCAUUUGCGGUGCAGGCGAUUCGUGCAAGGGCAUCAACGGCAACGCCACCACAGGCCAGUACGGCGCUUUCCACGGCUGCGACGCCAAGUCCAAGCUCACCUACGCCCUGGACCAGUACUACAAGUCGCAGCGCAGCGCGGCGACCGCCUGCGACUUCAAGGGCAAGGCUACCGUCGUCACCCCGCAGCAGGCGGCCUCAACCUGCUCUCAGGUCCUCGCCUCUGCCAGCGCCGCCGCCGACAAGGCCAACACCGGCGCCGGGUCCCAGACGUCCAAGAACGCUGCGGCUUCGUUCAGGGCUCCGGGCGGUUUCGCCGAGAUGGCGCUCGGCAUGUACGUUGCCGCUGCCGUCGGUGUCGGUGCGACCAUGUUUAUGCUGUAA
Molecule: messenger RNA, 1581 nt
Organism: Pyricularia pennisetigena
Lineage: Eukaryota; Fungi; Ascomycota; Sordariomycetes; Magnaporthales; Pyriculariaceae
Exons: 3
Coding region: 1-1581 (526 amino acids)
Biological process (GO): fungal-type cell wall (1->3)-beta-D-glucan biosynthetic process
Cellular component (GO): fungal-type cell wall; cytoplasm
Molecular function (GO): 1,3-beta-glucanosyltransferase activity
Source: RefSeq, a predicted model, not a curated record